AUGGCCACACCGCCAACCGAAGGAGAAAUCAGAGUGGGUCCCGGCCAUCAGGUAAACGAUACAUAUGCAACAUUACCAGAUUAUCAACCAAUCGAAAAUUACCGCUCCGAGGACGAUGAAGAUCGCGAUUUAGAGGAUCCGAGAUGGACGCCUGGAUUGUACAUUGAUAAUGACUUGUUGAUGUACCUGACUGCUGCUCGUUCGAUAUCCGCCUUUCAGGGUAUGUGUGAAGAAGAUGGUUGUAUGGCAGCAAGUCGUGAUGAUACCACUAUAAAUGCAUUUGACGUUCUACACGACUCAGGAUACGACGCUGGUAAAGCGUUAGAAGCCCUGCUAAAGUGUCCCGUUACGAAGGGAAUCGAAAAAAAGUGGACUGAAGAGGAAACGAAGCGCUUCAUUAAAGGAUUACGCCAGUUUGGGAAGAAUUUUUUUCGCAUACAUAAGGAUCUCUUGCCUCAUAGGCCAACGCCCGAACUAGUUGAGUUUUACUAUCUGUGGAAGAAGACACCAGGUGCCAACCAGAAUCGGCCCCACCGCAGACGACGGGCCAGCUCGCUGAGACGACGCAACACGCGGACAAACAGUAAUGCGAGUGGCAGCACUCCUCCAAACAACAACAGUAGCAGUAGCAAUAGCAGUACCGGUAAUAACAAUAACAAGAAAGAGCAAACUCCGGAGCGCAUCGUAACGGAGUCGUCGUCGCGUCCAUCGCCAAUCGGAAAGGAGGAGAACAGCUCCGUCACCGAGGACGACGCGAGCGAGUGUGACAGUGACUCGAGCGCCAACAAAGCAACCGCGGCAGCGGGUGUGGCGGCGCCAGCCGCAGCAACGGUAGCCUCGUCCGUUGUAGCAGUAUCCUCAAGUAACGGUAGCGUUGGUGGGGGUGGAGGUGGAAGUGGCGGCGGAGGGUGCGGUAGUAAUAGCAGCAGCAGCAGCAGCAGCAGUAGCAGCAGUAGCAGCAGCAGCAGCAGUAGCAGCAGCAGUAGCAGCAGCAGCAGUAGUAGUAGCAGUAGCAGUAGCAGCAUCAGCAGCAGUAGCAGUAGCAACAGCAAUAGUAGCUGUAGCGGAAGCGGAAGUAGUAACGGCGGCGUCGGCGGUCCCGUCGGCGGCGUCGGAGACUUUACGACGACGGCCAGCAGUGGUAGCAUUGGCGGGGGUAGCAGUGUCGGCAGUCACGUCGGUGGUACGGCGGUCACCGGCGAGGAAUCUCCGUCGAGGAUGCGGACCCGCCAAAAGCCCACCAAGGAUUCGACGAAUGCGACCAACACGAAACGACCCAAGCGAGGUGGAACGGAGACACCAGAGCAGCAGCAGCAGCAGCAGCUGCAAUCAUCAGUCUCUAGUGGAGGUGGAUCAGGGCCACUGGACAAUCCAAAAACUCCCAGCAAACUAUCAACCACCUCCAACAGCAUUAUUGGCAGUGGCGCUGUGGGAUCCACAGCGAUCAUCGCAACAACGGAUGGCAGCACUGGGAGCAAACAUUCGUUCCCGAACAAGGCAUCCAAAGGAACAUCAUCUUCAACGUCAACGUCAGUGUGCAGUAAGGCUUCGGAGAACACUCCUAGCAAGGGUAAAAAGAGGGCCAAUGAAUCCGAACUCGACGGAGGCACAGUUGGAGGGUCGGACGAGAAGGAAGGCCAGAAGCGAAAGCGUUCCGACAGUCCCACCGAAAGCCUUACCACCGACAGUCGACCCAGCUCGGUGCUGGAUGAAGCGGAAUCUAACAUUGAGGCCGCCACUGAAGCCGCCGGCUGCACAGGAACGGCCACAUCUGGUACUACAACUCCGGUGCUGCUCGGGCCGAAUACCAGCAGCGGCGGCAUCGGCGGCAGCACUAACAACGCAUUGGCGAAUGAGGGCCCUGCCGCGACUGCUCUCGUCGCUACCACCGGGCCGGGAGCGAAGGAUGAAGAGAAAGAUCCGCUGGCGUUGGCUGCUGGACCACCGUUGUUGGCCGCGGAGCCAAUGGUUACCGAAUCGAACGAAAAUAGCAGCAGCAGCAGCACAACUGGCACAACUACCGUCACAAAGUCCAGUUCCGGAGGAUCGGAAGAUAAAGACGACGAUUCGAAUGCGGGCGCCAUGGGUGCAGUUGUUGCAUCGGCUUCGGUAGCAACCAUCCCAACGGCAGCCGAUACCGCCAAGUUGCCUGAAACAGACGAAACUUCCCAACCAUCAACACCUGCGCCAACUCCAGUCGCCGUUGCUACUCCUGUAGGACCCGCCGGUUCACCGGAUGAAUCGGACGUCGGACCACCACCUCCAACAACAGCGUUAGCCAUCACGGCAACAACGUCCAACGAGCCCACUAUGACCAACUCUGCGCUGGCCGAUUCCGGUACCAGCAAACCAUCAACGGCCACUGCAAACGAUCAUGAAAUGGCGACAAAGUUGGCCAACAUGAAACAAGAAGCAGGUGGCGGGUCAGUUGGAGUGGCCGCCACUAUCGGGUCUGACUUCGGGCCGAAAGAUGUCUUCAUCAAAAAGGAACCAAACGACGAUUCGACCGCCAGUGCAACAGGCGAACUGCAACCACAACCGUCAUCAUCGUCGUCGUCGUCUUCGUCGUCAGCCGGUCCAGGAGCAUCUGGUGCUACUCACGGUGGUAUUGCCGGUGUUCCGCCUGCUGCAGAGCCGCAGGAUUUGAAGCUGAAGAUUGAAGUAAAAUCCGAAGCGAAGCUAAUGGGCACCAGUGGAAGUAGUGGAAGUGGUGGUGGUGCCGACCAACAGGGGUUGGAAUUGAAGUAUGAUGCGGAGAAUCUGGUGAUGAAAACAUCGCCCUACGAGAAUCACAUCAAAUACGGCGGUGGCCAUCCAGGUGGUGCAACGACAGGUACUGGUGGUGGCCUUGAGGAUGGUAUCAAGUACGGCGGCGCUGGUGACCACAAGUACGGUCCACCUUCGACACAACCAUCCCAUUCACACGAGGAACCGCUGGAGUACGACAUGAAACGGUAUCCGGGAGCACCAAAUUUACCACCGCCACCGCUUGGAUCCACGGAUUGUGGACCACUGCCACUGAAGAUGGGAUUUACGGGAGGUGCCGGGACAGCAGGAGAACCCCACGGGGGAGUCCUUCCAGUACCGCCCAGUACCGGAGGUGGGCAUCUAAAACUGUCACAGUACCCACAAGAUCUGACCGGAGGGGGAGGACUUAACCUGAAGUAUCCUCCGGCAGGCUCUGACGAGCGAAGUAAGUUUGCACCGUCACCCGCUUCGGACAGUGGCAGUGGCAGUGGUGGCGGCGGUGGCGGUAGUGGAGCUCCGCCUCUACCGCCUGGUGUUCCCGGUGGAUCGCUCCCGCUCAUCCCGAAGAGCCAUUAUCCGGACCCGGCUCAACUCAGCAUGAUCCGGCAGCACUACGAGCAGCAGUUCAAGUAUGAUCCGAUGGCCGGGGUAAAGUACGGUCCCUCGGGGAUGUCACCGUUUGGUCCUCCUGGUCAACAACCCCAACACCAUCCUUCGCAUCAUCCUCACCACCAUCCCCUGGCCGGAAUGGCCGGAAUGCCUCAAUCGCAACCUCAGGACCUGAAGUAUCUUCCGCCUGGUGGUACCGGGGCCGGGGACGCUGCAGCCGGUGCCGGGGUGUUGGGAUCGCAGAAGUAUCCUCCUGUGUCGUCAAGUGAUUCGCCCGCGAGUGGCGGUGGGGCGUUGUUGAAGAACAGCUUCUCGGCCGACAAUCUCCUCAAGGGAUCCUCGUCUAGUAGCAGCGGUGGGGACACCAAUCCGCUCGAUGUGUCCGCUUCGUCGCGCUUGGCUGUGACGCCGAAUCAGGACAGCCAGGGCAGUAACAGUAGCUCGCAAGGCCCCGCAGGGCCAAUGCACGGCGGAGGUGCUAGUGGAGGAAGCAUUGCCUCGCCACAAUCCGGAGGACCCCUACAGCAGGCCCUUCCUCCACACAGUGCCUCCUAUCCACCGCACGGUCCGCCCCCACCGCUACCGCCGGGUGUUUCACCACAUCCGGGAAUCGUGAAUCCCGGGUUGAUACCGACGAUGCUAGGCUCUUCAGCAUCGUCCCCCAUUCCUUCAAGUCACGCGGGCUUGGGCCCGGUAGGGCCCCUUCCUCCACAGUUGUUACCAACUCCACCAGGCACCAGCCCCUAUCAUCCAACCAAUCUGCACCGAGGACAACCACUACCACCGGUGGUGGCAUCAUCCUCGUCGUCCUCACUGAUUCCGAGUUCCUCCUCGAUGUCCUCCUCCUCCUCGUCAAGUUCAGUGCUAACGUCCACGACGAGUUCUUCCGCCAUCGGACGGUCGAGCGACAAUGGGCACGUUCCGCCGCCGCUUUCCUCGAUGCACCACCACCAAUCGGGACGCGAUCGUGAUCAGCGGGAUCGGUCGGAACCUCUGCGCGGACCUGAACUUCCCCAGACUCGUGCUUCCCCCAUUAACUCUCUGCUGCAAGGUGUACCACCGCACCACGGACUCCUGACCCAUCCCCUUCCACUGCACCUCGGCCACCCGGGCAUGCAGCUGCCACCGCACCAUCCGGUGGCCCACCUCGGUCAUGCCGGGUUACUGUCGCACUCACUCGGUGGUCACCAUCCCGGUGCUCCGAUUCCGCUGCUCGGUGGCCCCACUCCGUCGGCACUCGGCAGUUUGAUGGAGGUAGCCGGUGCUGGACGGCGUUCACCGUCGUCAUCCGCCGCUUCGUCCCAACAUGGUGGCCACCUGCCGCCUACAUCACUCCACCAACCGAUUCCGUCUCACGUACCUUCCCCUUCAACGCCCACCGGGGCCGGUCCGUCAUCUUCGAGCAUGAGCCGCGCCAGUCCCAGUGUACCUCCCGGAGGUCCAGGAACGCCGGUCCCGGGCUUUGGUCCCGGAUCGGUUUCCGCUUCCAGUCAUCAUCAUCGCUCGAGCUCCCCGGCCAAUUCCACCGGCUCACUAAGCCGUGCCAGCCCUAUGCAUCUUGUUGGCCACCACCACCCGUCAACGGUGGCGGCUGCUGCUGCCGCAUCGGCCGAACGCGAUCGACAAUUAAUGCGCCAACAGAGUCCCCAUAUGACGCCACCGCCACCUUCAUCCUCAUCGUCUGCACCGCCACCGACGUCGGCCCUUAUUUCGAGUCCGCUGAGCAAAAUGUACGGCGGACCAGGUCAACGAUCACCACCACCGACGGCGGCUUCCCACCCGUUCCGACCGGGUGCUUCACCACCGGUCUUGCGCCACCCUCAAAUGCCUCUACCUCUGCCUAUGGCUGGCCCGAUCACGGGUCUCCCCGGAUCGGUCAUCGGUCACCCGUCGCAACCGUAUCCACUGAUGCACCCGUCACUGUUCAAUCCGCACCACCACAAUCCCUUCUACGCCCCGUAUCCGUACGGCCCGGCGUAUGGACCAGGCUUUUCCUACAUGAAGCCCGCCGGAUCGCCGCUCGAUAAUCAUAUGUUGCACGGUCAUCCGACGGCCAUUCCACCACCGCGUCCCGAAGAUGCGCCCAACGGUCACGGCCACGGUGGAAUGCACGGUAAUGCUGGUGAGAAGAGCAAAGGUGGUUCCGGUUCCGGUAGCAGCAGCAGUAAAUCGCAAUCCGGAGGACAGCCACAGACGUCACAAUCGUCCUCCUCAUCUUCGUCUUCGUCCUCAGCUUCCGGUCCGGGAUCGGGUGGAGGAAGCGAGCGUUCGAAGCAAGGAGGAGGAGGAGGAGCAGGCCCGUCAGCGGGUCCCGGGCCUUCCGGUCCCGGUGGUAGUGGCCCCGGUGGCCCUUCGCCCGUUGGUAGUGGAGGUCCCAGUCCGCAAGCCAUGAUGGUAGCCAUGGGACCGUCGGGUGGUCCGGGCGGACCCCUCGGUGGAAGUCCUUUCCACCCGGCUGGCCCUCCUCAUCACCAUCACCACUCGCCGUACGGACCGCCGCAACCACACAAUCCGUUCAUAGAGAACCAGCUGGCGCCGGUUGGCGCCGGUGGCGGUGGCGGUAAACCAACCAGUCACAUGGAUGCCCUACGAGCCCAUGCGCAUGCGGCAGCAGGUGGCGGCCUAGGGCCUCCACAUCCGGGGCAUCAUCACCCGGCGCACCAUCACCAUCCGGGGCACCAUGGGCCACCGCAGCCACCACCGCCCGGGCACCACCAUCCGGCACAUCCGAACGAACCGGUGCACAUCGAAACGCUCGAUAUCGACCCGGACCCGGAACCUCCCUCCCCGGUCCAUGACAUGAACCGUGGCCCCAGUCCGGAGGCAAAACCUGACGAUACCGAGUGCCAUCGUUCCCAGUCGGCUAUUUUUGUGCGGCGCUGCGACCGAGGGGAUUACAAUUCUUGCACGCGCACGGACCUCGAGUUCAAACCGACGCCCGACUCAAAGCUGGCGAGGAAGCGUGAAGAGCGUGACCGGAAACUGGCGGAGAAAGAACGUGAACGAAAGGCGCAGCAAGCCCAGCAGGCGCAGGCACAGCACCAACAACAACAUCACCAACAGCAACAAACGCAGCAUCAUCCUUCAAUGCCACCGCAUCCUCACCAAGGCCCGCCUCCCUCGCAAUCGCAUCCACACCACCCUCAGCAUCCGAGCAUUGCCCAACAACAGGCUGCCGCCGCCGUAGCCCAGGCACAGCAUCACCAUGCAGCAGCUGCAGCGGCGGCUGCGGCAGCCGUUGCCCAGCAACAUCACCAUCAGCAGCAGCAACAGCAGCAGGCACAACAAGCGCAACAGCAAGCACAGCAACAACAUCAACAGCAGCAACAAGGAAGCGGUGGCGGUGGCGGUAAACCACCUCCUGGUGGCGGUACUGGCAAUACUGGUUCCGGCCCGGGCGGUAUUCCGACGCCCCAGGGUCAUCCGGGACAUCCAUCACCGGGUCCACAAUCGAUGAAACCGGACAUCAAACCCUACCCGGAUACUCCAGCGCUCCGUCAGCUGUCUGAGUAUGCUCGGCCACAUGUCGGCUUCAGUCCUGUGGAGACGAUGGUCCCGCCACCAUAUCAUCCACUGUACAAUAGAGAAAGGGACAUCUUUUUUAGGGAAUUCGAGGACCUCAAGAACCAGCAAGCGGUCGGCCCGUCCCGGUUGGAACCACACUGGAUGGAGUACUACCGCAUGAGAGGAAUGCACCCAUCUCAGUUCCCGGCGCUGUAUGGAAAUCCUGCCGCUCUAGCACAGCUGGAACGCGAACGAAUAGGCUUGCCACCGCAUCCUGUCGGGCUGGAUCCAUCUGAUCCGAUGUUGCGCUUGGCUGGCGAAUAUCACGCACACUCCCAUACGCAUUUGCACUUGCAUUCGCAACAGCAGCAAGACUCGGCAGCGGCGGCGGCGGCGGCAGCGGCAGCGGCGGCAGCAGGUUUUCAACUACCACCCAACGUACCACCCUAUCCGCGACCGAAUGUUCUAAUGCCGAGGGACCCCCAUUCGGAGGUACUUUUGCGUAUGUCCUAUGAUCCACUGCAGGCUGCUGAAUUUCAACGACAAAGUGCACUAGAUCGGGCCCAUUCUCUGCAUGAGCAAUACCUGAGGCAACAUGAGCGUGAAAUGAAGGUGCGAGCACUUGAAGAGGCAGCGAGGGGCGGAAAACAUUAGACAAGCUAGGGGUGUGCUACACCAAACACUCUGAGAAAGGCGUACAAAAGUCGACCACUCAAUCGCACCACAUCACGCCCAAGAUCACGAUCAUGGUUCUUCUGGACAUGCUAGUAAUAAAAUGCAGCUCGAUUUGUUGUGCCCACUCCUCCUGUGUUGUGUUGGAGUUAUUAGCUGGAGGCGACUCUGUCUGACUAGAAUGUUUUCUUCCCAUUUUUCCUCAAAAAGAAAUUACAUUCAUACCUUACACAUAUAAUCUGCGCUAGACACAACGAAAUAUGUGUGUCACACGCACAUGUGCGUUAGAAAUCGAGGACAUGAGUCAAUAUACUGAGUUCAUAUGCGCUGGUUCAAGCUCUAAACGAGGGCAGAGAAUUGUAGCAAACUGCGGCAA
Molecule: messenger RNA, 7909 nt
Organism: Anopheles cruzii
Lineage: Eukaryota; Metazoa; Arthropoda; Insecta; Diptera; Culicidae
Gene: Gug
Product: mucin-19
Exons: 13
Coding region: 1-7515 (2504 amino acids)
Cellular component (GO): nucleus
Molecular function (GO): transcription corepressor activity
Source: RefSeq, a predicted model, not a curated record